Messenger RNA from Momordica charantia (bitter melon), 2049 nucleotides. It is a transcript of the gene ABCG26, whose product is annotated as ABC-2 type transporter family protein. Gene Ontology annotation, molecular function: ATP hydrolysis activity; ABC-type transporter activity; ATP binding. Lineage: Eukaryota; Viridiplantae; Streptophyta; Magnoliopsida; Cucurbitales; Cucurbitaceae. Gene Ontology annotation, biological process: transmembrane transport. The record is from RefSeq and is a predicted model, not a curated record. Gene Ontology annotation, cellular component: membrane.
UCCCAUUAAUUCCAAGUUUCAGAUAUUCCAAACACAACCUUAAUCAUCCCUCUCUCUCUCUUAACAACCAUGGAAAUUAGGAGAGAGGAUGAUGAAAUUCAAGACAUCAGACACAACUACUCUGAAGUUAACAUUGAAAUUGAGAGUUUUAAUGCCAAUAGGAGUUGCCCACUCCCCAUAUUCCUCAAGUUUGAAGAUGUGGAGUACAAGGUGAGGAAGAAGGAAGGCUCCACCAAAAACAGCAACCCAGUGAAGGCAAUAAUGUCAAAAGCGGCCUCAAAAAUCAACAUGUAUGAAGACAGCUACAAGAAAAUCUUGAAGGGCAUAACAGGAAGAGUUGGGCCUGGGGAAAUACUUGCUUUGAUGGGGGCUUCUGGCAGUGGCAAAACAACCUUGUUGAAAGUGAUUGGAGGAAGAUUACUUGACAAUGUCAAGGGAAACAUUACCUACAAUGACAUACCCUAUACUGCUGCCCUUAAAAGGAGGAUUGGGUUUGUGACUCAAGACGAUGUGCUGUUCCCGCAACUAACGGUCGAAGAGACCUUACUUUUCUCCGCAUUUCUUCGGCUACCGAGCAAUAUGAACCGACAGCAAAAGUACGAGAGAGUAGACAUGAUAGUGAAAGAGCUAGGACUUGAAAGAUGUCGCAACACAAAGAUUGGUGGUGGUUUUGGCAAAGGAAUAUCAGGAGGAGAAAGAAAAAGAACAAGCAUAGGAUAUGAAGUUUUGAUCGAUCCCUCCCUUCUAUUACUCGAUGAGCCAACUUCAGGCCUUGAUUCGAACUCAGCAAAUAGACUUCUUCUAGUCCUCAAAGGACUUGCCAAGGCCGGACGGACAAUAAUCACAACAAUACACCAACCAUCAAGCAAAAUGUUUCACAUGUUUGACAAACUUCUACUCAUGGCAGAAGGCUAUCCUGUAUACUAUGGAAAGGCUAGAGAAUCAAUGGAAUACUUCUCAUCUUUGAGAUUUAUCCCACAAAUCCCCAUGAACCCUGCAGAGUUCUUGCUCGAUCUAGCUACCGGACAAGUCGGCGACAUAAGUCUUCCCGAAGACGUAUCGGAAUCCCAAGGCUCUCUCGACACAGACAAAACGAUUAUUAAGUACCUGCAACUCAAGUACAAAACUCAAUUGGAGGUUCAAGAAAGAAGAAAGAACCAUGCUGCUAAGGCACCAGAACAUCUACAAUUAGCUGCCCAGGUUGGGAAGGACUGGACAAUAAGCUGGUGGGAACAAUUUAGGAUUGUUUCAAAGAGGACAUUCAAAGAAAGGAGUAAGGAUUACUUUGACAAACUAAGGCUAGUUCAAGCGGUUGGAGUUGCACUGCUGUUGGGGCUUCUUUGGUGGAAAUCCAAGAUCGACACUGAACCUCAAUUGCGAGACCAGAUCGGCUUAUUGUUCUACAUCUGCAUAUUUUGGACAUCUUCAUCCAUCUUCGGAGCAGUGUAUGUGUUCCCAUUUGAAAAGGUGUAUUUGGUGAAAGAGAGAAAAGCGGAUAUGUAUCGACUAAGCGUGUACUACAUGAGCAGCACGCUAUGCGACAUGAUUGCACAUGUGCUCUAUCCAACUCUGUUCAUGCUCAUUCUCUACUUCAUGGUUGACUUCAACAGAACAGUAACAUGUUUCUUGCUGACAUUGUUUGCAAUAUUAUUGGUUGCAGUGACAAGCCAGGGGGCAGGAGAGUUGUUUGGAGCUGCAGUUCUGAGUAUUAGAAGAGCUGGUAUGGUUGCUUCUUUGAUACUAAUGUUAUUUCUUCUAACAGGAGGCUACUACGUACAGCAUAUACCGAAGUUCAUGCGAUGGAUGAAAUAUGUAUCAUUCAUGUAUUAUGGGUUCAGACUACUUCUAAAAGUGCAGUACUCAGGAGACCAGUUAUAUGAGUGCCAAAGCCCACAAGGCUGCCGCACUCUGCAGAGUUCUACCUCAUUUGACACUGUCAACCUCAAUGGCGGCUUACAAGAAGUCUGGAUUCUGCUAGCCAUGAUCCUCGCCUACAGAUUAUGUGCCUACUUUUGCCUGCACAAAAGGAUCACUCAAUCCAAUAUUUGA